CGUCCCCGCGUCAACAGCAACAGCUAGGAUGUUGCGAUAUCGCUGGCAGCCAAAGAUUGCUGUGGUUGCAGAGAUUAGGCUGCUGGGUUGAAACCUCUGCCUAAUGUUUUGGUAGAUGUCAAAUUCUGUGGUUUGUCAUGUGCAGCAACCGUUGCAACAGGAGGCUUUAGUUUCUUGUCGAUUAUGCGUUUGUUUGUGUUGAUGAAAGGCUUCAUCGCGCUAAUGCGUUAGCUUACUAAAAUCACAGUUUUAAUGUAAAUGGAAGCAAUUAAAUAGCUAGGCGGGCAGCUAUGUGCCAUUUAACGGUUGCUUCACUUGACUGAGUAUGGAAAUAUUGUUUCGGCAAACGCUAUCACACAAGUUACACGUCGGAUACGUCGCACUCGAAGACAUUAUCUUCAGAGGAUAACCUGGAUAACCUUACACGAAAUGUCAUAGCGCGUAAGUAGCUAGCACUCAGCUAGCUUGGUAAUGUCUGGCCGAGAUGGAGAAGGACCUAAUGUUAUCAUCAGCAGCAACCGACCAUGAACAGCUGGAUGGAUAGCUAAAUAAAUACUUUCUCCGGAGAUGCUUUAGCCUCCUGGGUGGUGUAAUUCACUUACAUAACAGCUAGUCGCAGCCACUCUAUCACCAACUGGCUUGUGUUGGCAAGCAAAUGGGAAAUUUGCCACCAAAAAUCUGGGUUGUCUCAACAUCAUAAGUGACAAAGGCAGCACUGCAUGUUUUGAGGCUACAAAUAGACUUGCUUGAAGCGUCGGAUUCGUUCGGUUUACAAUCUGACCUGCAUUAUCUAUCAGUGCAAUCAUUCAGUGCACAGGAAACCAGCACUUCAUCUGUGUUUCUGUGAUUCAAGCCGCAAAUACUCCUGUCAUUUCGACAACAUGAGGAAGUUCUUUGAUUCUCGUCGGGAGUUGGUGAGUUCUGGGCCUGGAUCUGGAGGAGGAGGUAGCAGCUCUGGGUCCAGUCAUGCAGGCGGUAAUUUCAUUGGCAGAGCUUUCACUGUCGGGCGGCACCAGGUCACUGUUGAGGAGAUAAUUGCUGAAGGUGGCUUUGCAAUUGUGUUCCUCGUGCGAACAAAUCAAGGGGUGCGUUGCGCCCUGAAGAGGAUGUACGUUAACAAUGAGCAUGAUCUGCAGGUGUGCAAAUGCGAGAUUCAAAUAAUGAAGGACCUUGUCGGUCACAAGAAUAUUGUUGGUUAUCUGGACUCCAGUAUUACGGCUAUGGGAUCAAGGGAUGUAUGGGAGGUUCUCAUACUAAUGGACUACUGCAAGGGGGGGCAGGUGGUCAAUUUGAUGAAUCAGAGGCUGCAGACUGGCUUCACUGAGGCUGAGGUGCUGCAGAUCUUCUGUGACACAUGUGAUGCUGUUUCUCGCCUGCACCAGCGAAAGACACCCAUCAUCCACAGAGACCUUAAGGUGGAGAACAUCCUCCUUCAUGACAAGGGUCAUUAUGUGCUGUGUGACUUUGGCAGCGCCACUGACAAGUUCCAGAGUCCACAGACUGAAGGAGUGGCCACUGUGGAGGAAGAGAUCAAAAAGUACACCACUUUAUCAUAUCGUGCCCCUGAGAUGGUGAACCUCUACAAUAACAAGAUUAUCACCACAAAAGCAGAUAUUUGGGCGCUGGGCUGUUUGCUGUACAAAGUGUGCUUCUUCACUCUGCCCUUUGGUGAAAGCCAGGUGGCCAUCUGUGAUGGCAGUUUCACCAUUCCAGACAACUCCCGCUACUCUUAUGAUCUUCACUGCCUCAUUCGGUACAUGCUGGAGCCAGACCCAGACAAAAGACCAGAUAUUUACCAGGUGUCCCAUUUUGCUUUUAAACUAGCUCAGCGGACCUGCCCUGUCCAGAAUGUGAAGAAUUCUCCAAUUCCUUCUAAACUUCCUGAGCCAAUCAAAGCGAGUGAGGCUGCAGCAGCAAAGAAGAGCCAGGCUAAAUCCAGACUGACGGAUCCAAUUCCCACCACUGAAACCUCUAUUACCCCUCGCCAGAGGCCCAAAGCAGCACAUACCCAGCCUGCGGCUGGCAUCCUACCCAUCCAGCCUGCUGCUCUCACCCCUCGCAAGCGGCCUAAUCUCCCUGGUGGUGCAGCACAGCCUGUUGGAGUCAGCUUAAACCUCUCUCAGCCCGCUGCAGCUUUGCAGUCCCAGAAGGCGCAGACUUCAGUUCUGCCACUCAUCCAGUCACAAAACAAUUCAAGCCAGGCUGUGGCUCCACAGAAGCAGCCGGUGCAGCCAGCCGCAGCUACAGGAGCAGAAGCUACAACAGCAGCAGCAGUCGUGUCAGCAGUGACCAAGGCUGAUGUCCAACCCCAAGCACAGCCAAUAGUUCAUCAACAGACCACACCUCCCUCUGUGGCCAGCGGCACCUCCCAGCAGGCAGCUCAGACUCCAUCGAGCCCGGCCCCACCUCAACGCCCAGCUCGACGCAAGCAGGCUCAGCAGCCAGCGGCUCAGCAGCCUGCAGCUCAUCCUUCACCAAGCAAACCGGUCUCUGGUCAGCCGCCUGUAUCACAGCAGCAGCAGAUAACUCAGCCAUCAGCUGCUCAGGCUCAGCCCGCCUCCACUGAGAUCAGCCAAAACGCAGCAGUUACGACUACACCUGCUUCUCCAAAGACAACUGAAGAACGAGGCCACCAACGCACGCCAAGUGACGCCACAGCGAGCAGCGUUGCUGGAGUUCCAGUGAGUGACUCCUUACAGCAGCCACAAGGAGCUAAUGGAGACGCUGCCCUCAAACAAUCACUUUCAUCUCAACCAAGCACUGCCCAGCUUAUUCAGCUUGGCGUUGGUGAUGCAGGCCAGGACCAAAACAAAGCUGGACCCACUGUUGAUGCCACCAACACCCCCACACAGCCAGCAUGGAACCCAUUUGACGAUGACAACUUUUCCAACCUCACUGCAGAUGAAUUCAAAACUGAGGACAAAAAGCCUACUGAACUGCCCUCAGAAAUGAAGUCAUCAUCUUCUGUGGAGUUGAUACCAGGCCUGCAGGCCUCAACUAUGGAUUAUACAUCCCAAGAUACUGUUGAAAGAUCAUCAACCAUUCUUGAUGUGGAUUCAGGAGCCUCGCUGCUGGUUGUCCCAGAUUCUUUUGGUAUCCUUGAACUGUCAGAUACACCAGAGAAGCUGAUUGAAGGACUGAAAUCUCCAGACACAUCUUCACUCAUGCUACCCGACCUCUUGUCAUUGUCUGAUCCCUUCGGUGGAUCAGUGAGAGAGUCUGCAAAAGACGCUCUCACCUCAGACGACUCUCUCCUGGGCUGCUCUCUGAUCUCUGGUCUGUCCGCCCCUCCGCCUGCGAGCAGCGCCACCUCCUCCGUCUCUUCUGCUCCCACCUCCGCUGCUUCUGCUAUGGAUGAUUUCAGUCUGUUGUCUGGUGACUCUGCACAGCCUAUAGCAGACUCGUCUCUCCUGAUCUCAGACUUUGAGCCCCAGCAGGUCACUACAGAGGCAGGCACCGAGGAUGAGUUUGAUCCGAUUCCCGUCACAGGCCGGAAGAACUCCCAAGACCUGCAGAAGGAGCUCAACAGUGAUGUACUGCGAGCUGAAGAGGAUCAAAGGGCCCGGAUCCAGCGGAAGACUGCUGCAUGUGUCCAUAAUAAACACACAUUGCCGUCAGAUGAGAGGAGUGUACAGCGCCAUACUAUACCAGCUACUUCCACCAGCCUGCCUUUCAUACCUGUCAACCAAGUAUCCCAGUUCCAGUCCCCAAACAGCCCAGUGACCUCUGACGUCUUCCAGCUGACCCCUUUUAAAACGCCAGGGAAAGAAAGCAAGAUGGCAUUCAGCAGCUCCUCCUUUUCUGCGUCUCAUACACCUGCUGAGAUGUCUGAUGUUUUCCUGCAGGCACCGUUUGGAAAGAGGCAGGAAACCACCCAAGCUGUUCCUACUAACACUUGCAUAUUUAAGUGUGGUACACAGCAGAUUCAAACCAGCAAACAGUGUCACCUGGUGCCAGUAUCAUCUCCUCUCGUUCCUCCGGUUCUUGGUAUUCGGGCCCUUCCUCUGCACAUGGAGGCGCCUCUGCUCCAGCAGCCAGUGACGGUGCACAGGGUUGUCUCCAGGAUCGGUCAGCAGGCCGCCGUGGGUUCGGUAGCUGUGGGGCCUCUGCAUUCCUGGACCAUCGGGGGAAGACCUCUGGAUGACCCGUUCACUGCUGCGCCUUUCCAGCCGAGAUGCUCUCAGGGGAAACCUUGAUCAUAUAAUUCGUCUCUUAAAAUAUGCCAAGUCAGUGUUUUUUUUCUGUAACUUAAGAAGGAGCCAAACUAGAGUUCAGUUGCAGUAUUACCCCCAUUUCUAAUGUAGGUUUACCCUUGUCAUCAUUACUCCAGCAUUAAAAUGAGUAAAUUAUCCUUUUUACCAAUUAUGUACUUGUUUAAACUUAAUGUUCUACCUCAGUAAUGGUAUUUGCUUUCAGUCUGAGCACAGCAGUGCAUCAUUUCAGCACUUUAUGUGAACUUGGACUAAGACGUUUUUAAGAUGAACUUGAAGGAUUUGUCCUGGACUCAAUUUAGGAUAUCAAAAAGGGUUUUGUUAGAGACCCAAUCUCAGUUUUUAACUAUAUAAAUUUAAUUUGUUUCAUUUGAGUAAUGAAUGAAAAGCAUAUAUUGUGUUUCCUGAUGGUCAUAAAAAUAUAGGUAUGUUUUACUCAGACCUUUACAAACAUUACUGGUUUACUAUUCUGAUGCUGUUAUAUUUAACAGCAUCAGAAAACAAUAUCUUAGAGAUAAAGUAGCUGUUUUCAGUUUUAGUCUUUGUAUUAAAAACAUGUCAAUCAAUUUGACACUGAUUGUAGGUUUUUUCUAGUUUACCCUUUUCUUUACAUUUACAAUACGGAUUGUGCCUUUUUAAUACCAGUUGUAUUAUUUUUUUCAAAAUGGUUGCUGGCCUGCAAGAAGUGCUGCAAAAGAUACCAAACUUUCUGCUGCAAGCCAAAGAAACCAUUGGAAAUUAAAUGUAAUGGUGUGAAAGAUGUUUCACACAGUUGAAGGAUAAAAAAUGUUCAUGCAAGUAUUAAUUUCAUAUUAACAGAGUGAAAACUCUGUAAACUUUGUGUAAAGAUUUUAAGGAAAGAUAGGUGAGUUACGCAAAAUCCCAAAUGGCUGGUCACUAGAAAGCUGUACUGGAACCAGUAUGAUGCUUUACUGCUUAAUAAUUGUUCACAGGCUGCACCAUUGCUAAUGGACCUUUUAUAGUUCUGUUGAAAAGAUUUUGAACCUGCUGGUGUUGUUUGUCUCUGGUCUUGGUAUUUGAAAUUAAACAUAUUUCUGUGGUUCAAAUUCACUGAUGUCUUAGAGCAAAAAGUGACCGGUCAUUAAGAGAUUCUCAAGAAACAUCAUCUCUACCAAGUCAACUUUUUUAGUAAGUGAUGUCAUUUCAAAUAACGCUUCUAAUUUUGCUUUAUACUUUGUCACUGUCACAAUUGUUUUUAAAACCGUGCUACCUUGCCAUGCUAACAGUAUUUGUAGGCUAUGUUUCUAUAUUAGUAGGCUAGUAAUAUUGGACAUUAGGAAAAGUUGUCUUUUAAACUGUAUUUUAUUAAAGUUUUGUAAACAUAA
Molecule: messenger RNA, 5557 nt
Organism: Perca flavescens (yellow perch)
Lineage: Eukaryota; Metazoa; Chordata; Actinopteri; Perciformes; Percidae
Gene: aak1b
Product: AP2 associated kinase 1b
Exons: 20
Coding region: 882-4196 (1104 amino acids)
Biological process (GO): protein phosphorylation
Molecular function (GO): protein kinase activity; ATP binding
Source: RefSeq, a predicted model, not a curated record